Messenger RNA from Amyelois transitella, 781 nucleotides. RefSeq names its product single-stranded DNA-binding protein, mitochondrial (gene mtSSB). Gene Ontology annotation, biological process: mitochondrial DNA replication; positive regulation of helicase activity. NCBI's taxonomy places the organism in Eukaryota, Metazoa, Arthropoda, Insecta, Lepidoptera, Pyralidae. Gene Ontology annotation, molecular function: single-stranded DNA binding. The coding region runs from base 252 to 692 and encodes 146 amino acids. The transcript has 3 exons. The record is from RefSeq and is a predicted model, not a curated record. Gene Ontology annotation, cellular component: mitochondrial nucleoid.
AAUGACAGAUGAUGACAGGACUGAGAUCCAUCAGAGCAUAGAGUGAGAACAGAAAUAGUGAAUAACAUAACCUAAAAAAAUCUAUUGACCUUCAAUUUAUUCCAGUGAAUUGUGUGUAAUUUUAUUAAAUAAAUAAGUACCAAUAUUGGAAACAAUUGGCUUUAUAAUUAUUUUGCUGUUUAGUUUCCCAUUUGGAUUUAAUUAUAGUUUUGAUUGUAGUGAUUUUUAUAAACUGAAGAAAAGCUGCCGUAAUGUUUAGUUCGAAGGUAGCCCGGGUGACUCGGUAUCUAAGUCUGCAAUCUUACAACGUUCACACAACACCAGUGAAGUUUGAUACUCAGAAAACAGAAAAAACUAUAAAUCAAGUAACACUCUUAGGGAGAGUUGGUGCAGACCCUCAAAAGAGAGGGUCAGAGGAGCAUCCCGUAGUCAACUUCCCUCUUGCAACCCACUUCAGUUACAAGUAUGAGUCCGGAGACAUACUUCAGAGAACCGAUUGGCAUAGAGUAAGCAUCUUCAAACCUGGCCUCCGAGACACAGUAUACAAAUAUUUGAAAAAAGGUCAAAGAGUUUAUGUAACCGGUAAGUUAUCGUAUGGUGAAGUGAAACUAGACGAUGGUCAAGUUAGAACAGCAUCAACAGUUGUAGCUGACGACAUUAUAUUCUUCCAAGGACAGGCUGUUGAACAAUGAGUUGUUUUUACAAAUACAUUCGUUAAUUAUCGAAUAGUUUUAAGUAUAAUGAGUAUGUAGAUUGUUAUUAAAUUGUGGUUAUUUUUGGA